Molecule: messenger RNA, 1598 nt
Organism: Paecilomyces variotii
Lineage: Eukaryota; Fungi; Ascomycota; Eurotiomycetes; Eurotiales; Thermoascaceae
Exons: 2
Coding region: 403-1506 (367 amino acids)
Source: RefSeq, a predicted model, not a curated record
GCGCAACUUUCCAGACUGCGGCCAGAUUGUCCCCAUGCAUCGGCUGGCUUCCCUAGCUAGCGACAUAGGCUCUGCUGCCUUCGUGUUUCUGACAAUAACUAACAGCGGUGAUGACUCAUGGUGAGGUGGAGAGAUGAGCGAUUAGUAAAUGUAUGCUGGGGUGAGACUUGAAUCGUACGGGGUACUACUUUUAGUAUAUAUAUAAUGCGCAAUAUCUCUGCCUGAAGUUACAGUCAGUCAAGAGCAUUCAUCCUGCGACCCUUUUAUGGGUUUGGGAGAAUAAAGAAUCGCUGCAUUAUUUCUGCAAAUAUAUAAAUAGACGUUUUGUCAACUUGGACAGUUAUUCGUACCACACCCUUGAAUGAUCAGCUGGAUCACUCUAGCGAUAAUAAUCCCACCAACAUGUCCACAUCAUCCUUCGUCGCUCGAAGCACAAGCACUUUCGAGUCACUUACGAAAAGAUCUAGACCAAAGGUUGGAAUUGACUUGGUCGAUCAGAAAGAUGGCUUCGUCGCUUCCUAUACCACUGGCGAUAAGAUCGAGGGUGAAGUGACCGUAACUGCGGAACAUGACAUCCAAUUUGACGACAUAAACAUCACAUUCGAGGGACUGGCCACAACAUCGGUGGAACGGUCGUCGAGCCUAGCAGGUUCAGGUCGUACAUCGAAUGCAUAUCAGGCAUUUCUAAAGCUACGACAACCCAUCCGCCAGACGGAGUAUCCGCACCCACGAAUCUUCGAAGCCGGCUGCACCUUCAGAUUCCCAUUUACUUUCGUCGUGCCUGAUCACCUCCUUCCACAGGCCUGUGACCAUUCGAAGGAUAACCUCCACCUUAGAUAUGCUCACACCCAAUUGCCGCCAAGUCUUGGAGACCCCAUGCUAGCAGGAGAUGGAGUUAGUCUCCUGGACGAUAUGGCGCCUGCAAUGACUAGAAUAUCAUAUGUCAUCAAGGUAUCGGUUUCGAGAAAACCGUCGGUCGAAGGCGGGCGUUCAACGAGCCUUGCAUCAGUUGCGAAGAAAGUCCGCGUCGUACCCGCAGUCGAUGAACAGCCUCCUUUGAGCAUUCCCGAUGAUUGCGAUGAUUAUUGUCUUCGGAAGGAAAGAGAUGUCAGGAAAGGCCUACUGAGAGGGAAGUAUGGUCGAUUGGUCAUUGCAACAUCACAACCCAAACCGCUACAAUGUGACUUUCCAACCCGCAACGGUUCAUCCUGCUCAGCAAGUACUGUCGCAACUCUACACCUUCGAUUCGACCCCGUAGGAGACGAACAGCCUCCCAGAUUGGGAACACUAUGGACGAAGAUCAAAGCAUCAACCUUCUAUAGUAUCAUCCCGUGGGAUAAAUUCCCAUCCAGGUCGUCCAACACUUACUGGACCAAUAUCAGGGGUGUAUAUGCGGAAACCAUGCCGCUGUCUUCACGAUGCAUAGCCUCCGUUAUCUCAGCAAGCUCAGACGCUCGCCAAAGAUUAGUGCUUCUACUAUACUAUUUAGAAACUAGUGCAAAUUAGCUCAAUAACCUGAGCCAAUAAUAUUUGAGCGGAUACGCUAAACCCAAAUAGGAAGGUGAAAAAUUCUUUAGUAAGUAUCUGAGAAUAAAUAG